AUGGCAGCAAGGGGGCUCAACCCUCCCCCUUCGCCUAGCGCAACAGCUUACAGUGCUGCAUCCGGUCUCUCUGCGUAUCAGUCACAGUAUCGCCCACCCUACUCACAGCAGCAACAGCCACCGAUGCCUAGCAUGCAGGGACAGAUGGCGAUGGGAGGCAUGGGCAUGCAGCCUAUGCAAUCGAUGAACGGGAUGCAGAUGGGGAUGCAGGGGAUGCAGCAGGGUAUGGGUGGGAUGCCGAUGGGGAUGCAGCCUAUGCAGGGGAUGCAAUCGAUGCAGUCUAUGGGCAUGCAACAACCUGCGGGCGGGAUGCAAGGCCCUAUGUCACCCACCUCUCCUACCUCCGGACAGAAUAGUCAGGCAAACUACGAGAAGUUUCAAGGAUUUCAUGAGCAGUUACGCAAGUUCCUUGCGAGUGAAGAUGUUAAAGAGGUUCCAGGAGCGCGCGCGGACCCGAGGAGCAAGCUGGUAAAGCUGAACGAAGCGCAGUUUAUGGAACUCUCGACAGAUGUGCACGACGAGUGUCUCCGUCGCAACUCGCCGAAUCCCACGCCCUUCCUUCCCCUCCGUUCGGAACUGCACCCUAAGCGCAACCAGGCUAGGCAGAAACUUGCGACUCUCAGCAAGACCAAGUUCAGAGACUUGGCGAGUGACAUAUACUUCGAGCUGGGAAGGAGGUUCCCCGCUUUCAAGGGUCAGGAUCGGCCCGAAACCCCAACCUCGACAUACGAAGACUCCCUGGCCUCGCAAUCUCAGGCCUACGCUGCCACCACCCACACCACCGGGAGCUCCAGCACCACCACCGCGGCUUCGCUCUCCAUCCCACCUUCCCAAUCAGACAGUGCUUCUGGUUCCACUCGCGGCACCACCCCGACUUCGUACAGCAAGCUUGACGACCCAUACAGCCAACAGCGCGGGCCGGGCUAUCCUCUGGAAGAUAAUCAGCCGAGAAUGCGUCGCCGGCCUAGCGAAACAGGGGAGGCUCUGCCCCGCCAGAGCGGGGAAAGCACACGGACCACCGGUGCUGACCCCAGCGUCUGGCGCAGACCUAGCGACAGGAGCGCUAUCUCGGCCGUAUCGGCUGCCGAUCGAAGGCGACCUAGCGUCGAGCAGUUUGCGUUCCGCUCAAACCAGACGAAUGCGCCUGGCUACCAGGGAUCGCAGCAACCUGGUGGGACUAACGGCACAGGUAGUCAACUGCCGUACGAGUCUGCCUCUUUCGCCCCGCCUCCAACGAGCACCGCUACUCUUGGCGUCGUAAACCCUAUGAAGAGCACAAUGGCAGAAGAAGAGAUUGAAGUGCCCUAUGGGAGGGACGACGCCGAGGACCGCCCUGGUUCAUCAGCAAGCGCGAGCGAUGAGCGAGACCCAUAUCGAGGAGAAAGGCUGUUGGUAGACGAAGAAGAGGAAGAGGAAGGUAACCGCAGUCCUAUACUCACCGGACCUAGUACGGCGACGUUGAGAGAGGGAGGGCUGAGUGCUCUUGCUGGAGGAUUCGGUGUGCGGGAAUAUGAGAACGCGCCGGAUAAGGUUGCGCGUGCUGGUGCUCGCGGGGAGAGCGAUCGGGUACGUGUAGAGCUCCCGGAUGAUGCUGGAGACGACGGUGAUGGGGAUGGGGACGAGGCCAGCACGGCCAGUAGGGGAGUGAGCGAGUUUUAUGAUAAGAUGAGCUUUGGACGGGUGAGUGUGGCGAGUAGCGGGGGUGUAGGACACAGGAAGACCGGAGAGAGAGAGGGUGUCGAAGUAGAAAAACUUCGCAGGGAAUACGAGCUCAAGAUUGCCACGAUGAAUAACCGGAUUCAGAGCCUAGAGGCCGAGCUUUCCGAGGUCACGCGCAGCAGGGACGGGAGUGUUCAACAACUGCAGGCAGUAAGAGAAGAGACUGUCAAAGUUCGGGAUUUGGCGAACGACCAAGCCUCGCAAGUCGCUCAGCUCAAACAGGAUCUUGAGGAUGUCCGGGCGGCGAGAGACCGAGAGGCGGAAGAUGCUGCUGCACGAGCGCAACAGGCUGAGGCGGAGCUCGAGCUUGUAAGGGAGAGCUUCGAGCAGUUCAAGUUUGAUCACACGAACAAGCAGACAGAGGCGGGUCCGCUGGCGGACGCCCUACGCUCUGAAGUCCAGCAGCUGGUCACCGAGCUGACCGAGUUGUCGGAACGGAACGAGGAGAUGAUGCACGAAAAGGACAGCGACGCAUCCAUCAUCCGUGACUUGAACGCUCAGAUCAAGGAGUGGAAGCGGAAGUACGAGAAUGCCAAGACGGAGCUACGACAUAUGAAAGCUACGUCUACGCUCUCGGGACCUCAGACACCGAAGGUCAGCGCUGCUGGCGGUGACGGCGAUAUGAACCAUCUUCCUACGAGCGACACUGGCGCGAUUGCAGACGUACACGUCACCGCCUUCCAGAGCUCGAUCGACACUUUGCUCGCUGCAGGCCGCUCGUCUCAACCCACGAGCGUGCUAAGCGCGAUGAAGAACGUCGUGACGGCUGUAGCCGCUAUCACGGAGGAUGUGCGUGCAUUCGAGGCACGUCCGCGCAGGGACAAGGGCCCCGUGGAUGAUGACGCUGUCCGCGCGCUCAAGGACCGUGCCAGUGCGACACUCAAUAAUCUCGUCAUGGCUUCCAAGAAUCACGGGACGAGCUACGGUCUCUCACCCGUCAGCUUACUUGAUGCCGCUGCAAGUCAUGUCUCGAGUACGAUCGUAGAAAUGGUGCGGUUGCUUAAGAUUCGCCGAGGGACGCGAAACUUCCUUGAACGCGCCGGGUCAAACAAAUCGAUCAUGUCACCCCUUAAGGACGCACCGGAGCAGCGUUUUGGGCGCUCGUCCAGCGCUGCCAGCGCCGGGAGAGAUGGAGGUUCCGGCGCAGAGAGGAACUCAGGCCCAUCGCCAAUUCGUACAAAUUCGAAGCGUAGGUCGGACUCGCACAAUGGGCUACCCACCCCGGACAGGUCUACUCCAACGAACUCCUCACUCCAAUACUUACCUCUUGACUCGACGCAGCACAGGCCGCCGAUUCCAACGAUGAGAGAUGAGGAGGCUGUACCCACAGAAGGCUCUGACGAUGCUUGGGCGGAGCUCAAGCCUUAUCUGGAAGCACAAUCUGAGUCAAUUGUGCACCACAUUCAGACCGUCCUCAGCGGGAUUCGGUCUGGCGCCAAAGCCUCCGAACUCAACGAAGGUCUGACGCAGAUAAUCACGAUCGUCUCCUCCAUCGUGGCAGUGUGCAAAGACUCUUUACCUACAGCUUCGGCGCGGCAAGGUCAGGAACUACUGAGGGAGUUGAGUGAGCACUGCAAUACACUCAGCGAAGCCCAGGUGAUUGGUGGUGAGGUAAACAAACAAAUGCGGCAAGCAAUGGCAACUGCAAGCUUUGGAGUAGCCAAAGCGCUUAAAGAACUCAUGAAAUUGUAGUCCGCUGGUUUCGGGCAGGAUAAACAUACCCAAGUCUCUCCUUGCAGUUCUUGGUACACAUUUUUAACUUCUUUUAAUGGGUAUUGUGAAGGCUUACACGUCGUUCGUUCCCGUACUUAUAAUGCCUUG
Molecule: messenger RNA, 3540 nt
Organism: Dacryopinax primogenitus
Lineage: Eukaryota; Fungi; Basidiomycota; Dacrymycetes; Dacrymycetales; Dacrymycetaceae
Exons: 8
Coding region: 1-3411 (1136 amino acids)
Cellular component (GO): actomyosin contractile ring; cell cortex of growing cell tip
Molecular function (GO): MAP kinase scaffold activity
Source: RefSeq, a predicted model, not a curated record